AUGAACUCCAAUCAGUGGACAAAUGGUGAUCCAUUUUACGAAUACUGUCCACCGUGGAAGAGCACUACAGACCUACACCAAGAAACAGUCUUCGGACCUGCUUGGCACCGUCAAGCAUCUGCAAAUGAUGCUUCAGAAAGUUUCGUUGCCAAAAUGACAGCACCAGCCGCUCAACGGCAGCGUAUUUUCACCCAUGAGGGCCCACAAUACAUUAUGAAUGAACGCGAAUGGGGACCUGGUCAAUCUCUAGAUACACCUGGACGAUGGAUUGCUGAGAUGAGAGAAUUUCCUCUGAAUGGUGUGGACACCAGACUGCUUCAGUGCCCUAUGUUGGACAAGGACCACCUCUAUGCCCGCUAUGUUACCCUCACAGAAGAAGGAUACAAAUCUCAAAUCAACAUUUAUCCUCGGAACAGUCCCCAGACUAGCCGCUAUCAACACAGUUAUCUUGCGCCCUAUACCGACGUCACUCCUGCAACUGGACUCCGAGCCGCUGGGCAAGACGAAGAGGGCGAAUCAAGUGUACAAAUUAAACAAGAGACAGAAGAAGAAAUCUUGAGUAAUCAUCCGGUACAUGCUUUGUCAGGAGAGUGUGACGAUCCGUUUCUGUAUACAGAUCCUCCGGAAAAAGAUGCUUCAAGAGUUUACCAUGAAACUAAAGAAGCAGAAGAUUGGAAGUUGGACAAAGAGAUAACGGACAAUACCGUUUUCUUCAAGAAAAUCGCCAAGGGUGUCUUCCGUGAGAGGGUGUUCACCACCAAGGAUGCGUCUACAUUGUCCUUGGUGGAAAACAUCCAAGGACCUGCCCUGGGAAAAUCUAAUGAAUUCAUCAGUCUGUGGGUGAAAACACUAGUCACAGAAUGGAAUGAAGCAGAGGAGAUGGUGGGGUCCACACUUCAGCGUCCCUGGGAUAAGCACACUGUCUACAGCAGAAGGGUUCAACUUGAUCCCCAAUCAACACAUGUGAGCUGGUAUGACGGGGCCAAUACUAUGGGUACAGUUGUAGGAAGGUAUAUUUCAGUGGAACCCGCAGGAGGAGGCGAAACAAUAAGGCCGGGGGAUGUUAAGUCGGAGGGAGCGGAUUAUUGA
Tremella mesenterica DSM 1558 is the source of this 1089-nucleotide messenger RNA. RefSeq lists its product as uncharacterized. Lineage: Eukaryota; Fungi; Basidiomycota; Tremellomycetes; Tremellales; Tremellaceae. The record is from RefSeq and is a predicted model, not a curated record. Bases 1 to 1089 code for a protein of 362 amino acids. The transcript has a single exon.